Molecule: messenger RNA, 861 nt
Organism: Rangifer tarandus platyrhynchus (Svalbard reindeer)
Lineage: Eukaryota; Metazoa; Chordata; Mammalia; Artiodactyla; Cervidae
Source: the annotation of a GenBank genome assembly
AUGUUCCUCAAGCUCUCCCUGCCCCCAUUAGUUCAAGUGUCACAGUUCUUAGGUUUGAUGUCAUCAGAUAAGGCGAGGGCGGCGGCGGGGGCUGCACGUGCAGCAGGGAGCGCCCGGGGCUGCGGGGCUCCACGCCGGGGAGCGCCCAGGAGGAGGCGCGACCCGCGGGAGGCGACCCUCCCGUUACACGGGCCUCUUGCCCGCGGGCCCCGCGCUACAAAAGGGGCGCAUUGUCAAGUCCCAGGCCGCAGCAGAUUGCGGCUGUCCUGCCAUACCCUCGCACCCUGGCACCGCGCCACCGGCACCACCCGGGGGUUGGAAAUAGCUGCGCCGUUCCCAUGGCGACCAGGCAGCGACUCCCGCCCCCACCGCCCGCCCCAGGCCGGUCCCGCCCCGCCCGCUGCGCAGGUCCGCCGGCCCGCGCCACAGCAGCCUCCCUCCCACCUGGGCGCGCCCCGCCCCCGUAACCUUGGCAACUGUGGCCGCCGCAGGCGGUUGCGAAAAGCGCCUCCACGAACACCGCCCGGCCGGGUCCCGCCCUCCCGCCAGCUGCGCAGCGGGCAAGGGCCAGACCAACUCUCGGGCGGGGUCCCCGAAAGGCCCGGCCGCAGGCGCCGAGGGAGCCGGCGCAGGAAGCCUUCCCUCCCCGCCGCCGGCCUGCCCGGAAAGGCGGGAGCAGGGGAGGAAGCUCCCCGGCGGCCGAGGCUGCGGGAGCGUUACGCGGGCCGUGUUGUCUCCUCGGAGUCUUCCCCGGCCCCGCCUGACCUCCAGCCCCUCGAAAGCUUCCCGAACCUCCCCGCCCUUCCUCCGGCAAUGGGUGGAGGCUUUGGCCGAGGGUCCGCGGCCGGCGCGGCCAGGUGA